AUGAAAGUACUUGUGUUCAUUCUAUUUCUCACUUUAUGUAUUGUACCUAUCAUUCGAUCAGCUUUCAUGCAAAUAGACAGACCAAUAACAAAUACUUCUCGAUUUGGUCCAAUUGAUAUCGAUGGCAUGGAUGAAACUAUCUGGGGUACACCUGAACGUCAUAUACCAUUAAAACACAACUGUGUUAGCGUCAUUGGAUAUUACUUCAUGACGCUACCUUCUAUAUAG
Adineta ricciae is the source of this 228-nucleotide messenger RNA. Lineage: Eukaryota; Metazoa; Rotifera; Eurotatoria; Adinetida; Adinetidae. The record is from the annotation of a GenBank genome assembly.